AUGCUGAUAGUGAACCUAAUGAAUGGUAUCAUAUAUGAACUGCCUCGUUUUCUUGCUAGAGGGCUGCGGUUUAGCUGGCAGAAUGGAGAGGAGUUGGCAAAUUGGACUGGCACCUUUAAUUUCAUGGAUGACGGAGCAGUGAAGAGUGGCAGGGACCCAGGCACCAGGUAUUUUGAGUUUUAUGAAGGGCCUUUGGAAUACAACUCCACCAAAUGCCUGGAAUUACGACAGGACAUCAUUGAGGUGAAGGUUUUGUCUAUGGUGAAACAAACUGAAUUGUUUGACAGGUGGAAGAGCCUACAGAUGUGCAAAUGGGAGAUGAAUGUCACAGAAGCUAACCUAUUCAAGUCUACUUUGUUGAGGUGUUGCAAUGCCCCUGUCUUUCUGUUCACCACCCAGAAAAAUACUCCCUUGGGAACUAAACUGAAAUAUGAAGUGGAUACUAGUGGAAUCUUCCAUAUCAACCAAUAAAUCUUCAAAAUGUUUCCAAAGGAUAUGCCAUACCACUGCUCCCAGUUUAAGAAAUGUGCAAUGGUCGGGAAUGGAGGAAUUCUGAAGAACAGCAGAUGUGGCCGAGAGAUUGACAGUGCAGACUUCAUGUUUCGAUGCAAUUUGCCUCCUAUAUCUGAGAAAUACUUCACAGACAUUGGGGUAAAGACGGAUGUCGUGACUGUCAAUCCCAGUAUAAUUACAGAGAGAUUUCAUAAGCUGGAGAAAUGGAGGAAGCCUUUCUAUGACAUGCUCCAGGUCUAUGAAAACGCUUCUGUGCUGCUGCCGGCUUUCUACAACACUCACAAUACAGACGUCUCAAUCCGGGUCAAAUACGUCCUGGAUGAUUUUGAAUCUCAGCAAGCUGUUUACUACUUUCAUCCCCAGUAUCUCAUCAAUGUCUCACGCUACUGGCUUGGCCAAGGGGUACAGGCCAAGCGGAUUAGCACGGGACUGAUCCUGGUGACUUCCGGGCUAAACCACAACAUGACUGCUGCCCUGGAGCUCUGUGAAGAGGUCCACCUCUUUGGCUUUUGGGCCUUCCACACGAACCCCUCAGGGAUUUUUAUAACUCACCACUACUAUGACAAUGUGAAACCUCACCCCGGUUUUCAUGCUAUGCCUUCAGAAAUCUUCAACUUUCUCCACAUGCAUAGCAAGGGGAUCCUGCGGGUUCAUACAGGGACCUGUAGCUGCUGUUGACAAAGACACUUCUUCCUCUGAUGCAACAGUGCAACAGGAACUCAAAGCCUGUGUACAGUGUAGGAAGUUUUAUUACACCCUGAGAUUAUGCAAUAAUUGUUUGAUAUAAAUUUCCUCAAGGCAUUGCAUCCCAUAGGACCUAGGAUACUAGCAUCCUUCCUGCUA
This is a messenger RNA of Cygnus olor (mute swan), 1356 nucleotides long. Its product is annotated as alpha-2,8-sialyltransferase 8E-like. The transcript is spliced from 8 exons. The record is from RefSeq and is a predicted model, not a curated record. Lineage: Eukaryota; Metazoa; Chordata; Aves; Anseriformes; Anatidae. Gene Ontology annotation, molecular function: alpha-N-acetylneuraminate alpha-2,8-sialyltransferase activity. Gene Ontology annotation, biological process: oligosaccharide metabolic process; N-glycan processing.